Molecule: messenger RNA, 639 nt
Organism: Daucus carota subsp. sativus
Lineage: Eukaryota; Viridiplantae; Streptophyta; Magnoliopsida; Apiales; Apiaceae
Product: rust resistance kinase Lr10-like
Exons: 2
Coding region: 1-639 (212 amino acids)
Biological process (GO): protein phosphorylation
Molecular function (GO): ATP binding; protein tyrosine kinase activity
Source: RefSeq, a predicted model, not a curated record
AUGCCCAAUGGAUCUCUAGAGAAGUUCAUCCAUGGCACUACUCCGUCGUUGAAAGGACAGAAUCUCAGCUGGGAGAAGCUGUACAGCAUUGCACUUGGAAUAGCUCGAGGGCUAGAGUACCUGCAUUGUGGCUGCACCGCACAAAUCCUACAUUUUGACAUAAAGCCGCAUAAUAUUCUUCUUGACCAAGAUUUUAGCCCCAAGAUAUCAGACUUUGGGCUUGCAAAGAUCUACGGAAUGAUGACUCUGGAAAUGGUUGGAGGAAGAAAGAAUGUGGAUGCUAGAGCAGCUCACAGUAGUGAGAUAUAUUUUCCUAGAUGGGCUUACAAGCAUAUCCAUGAUAAUGAGGAUACUACUAGUACUGCAGAUAAUAUAACAGAAGAAGAUAAUAUAACAGAAGACGAAAACCAUGUUGCCAGGAGGAUGAUGAUCGUGGGACUGUGGUGCAUUCAGGCCAAUCCGUCACAAAGGCCAUCAAUAAGCAAGGUGAUUGAAAUGUUUGAAGUGGAUUUAGCAACUUUGGAAAUACCAGCUAAGCCUUACUUGUGUUCUGCUCCCACUUCACCGCGGCAUUCUCAGCAGAAGGCUCUUUCCGGAUCUUCUUCACUAAGUGAAUCCACUGAAACUAGUUCGAAUUAA